This is a messenger RNA of Manihot esculenta (cassava), 1241 nucleotides long. Its product is annotated as eukaryotic translation initiation factor 3 subunit I. Gene Ontology annotation, cellular component: cytoplasm; eukaryotic translation initiation factor 3 complex, eIF3m. NCBI's taxonomy places the organism in Eukaryota, Viridiplantae, Streptophyta, Magnoliopsida, Malpighiales, Euphorbiaceae. The coding region runs from base 122 to 1102 and encodes 326 amino acids. Gene Ontology annotation, molecular function: RNA binding; protein binding; translation initiation factor activity. The record is from RefSeq and is a predicted model, not a curated record. Gene Ontology annotation, biological process: cytoplasmic translational initiation. The transcript is spliced from 8 exons.
AUUUGCUAUUCCUGCCCUUUUGAUUCUCUUUAAACCCUAGCUCUGUUUGUGCUGGUGAAGGAGAGAACUCGAGAGAACUUUCCUCUUUGUGAUUCGGAUUUCAUAUCGGAAUCAGCUAAAGAUGAGACCGAUUUUGAUGAAAGGGCAUGAAAGGCCCUUAACUUUUUUGAAGUAUAACAGAGAAGGUGAUCUCUUGUUUUCCUGCGCUAAAGACCAUACUCCCACCGUCUGGUUCGCUGACAACGGCGAGCGUUUGGGUACUUACCGCGGCCACAAUGGUGCAGUUUGGUGCUGCGAUGUCUCGAGAGAUUCGAUGCGGCUUAUUACUGGAAGUGCAGAUCAGACAGCAAAGCUGUGGGAUGUUCAAACUGGAACUCAAUUGUACUCCUUUAAUUUUGAUUCACCUGCCAGGGCUGUGGACUUAUCUGUUGGAGAUAAACUUGCCGUCAUCACCACUGAUCCCUUCAUGGAAUUGCCAUCUGCCAUUCAUGUAAAACGCAUUGCAAGAGAUCCCAGUGACCAGACCGGUGAAUCUGUGCUUAUUCUCAAAGGACCGCAAGGAAGAAUUAACAGAGCUGUUUGGGGACCCCUUAACCGGACUAUCAUAAGCGCUGGAGAGGAUGCUGUAAUUCGCAUAUGGGAUUCUGAGACUGGAAAGCUUUUGAAAGAGUCAGAUCGGGAAAUUGGUCAUAAGAAGACAAUAACAUCACUUGUAAAGUCUUCUGAUGGUUCUCACUUCAUCACUGGUUCUCUAGAUAAGUCUGCUAAGCUAUGGGACAUCAGAACAUUGACACUCAUCAAGACCUAUGUGACAGAACGUCCAGUCAAUGCUGUUACAAUGUCCCCUCUUCUUGAUCAUGUUGUGCUUGGAGGUGGUCAAGAUGCUUCUGCUGUCACUACCACUGAUCACCGUGCUGGGAAGUUUGAAGCCAAAUUUUACGACAAGAUUCUUCAAGAAGAAAUUGGAGGUGUUAAAGGUCAUUUUGGACCUAUAAAUGCUUUGGCUUUCAACCCUGAUGGGAAAAGUUUCUCAAGUGGAGGUGAAGAUGGGUACGUGAGGUUACAUCACUUUGAUCCAGAUUACUUCAAUAUUAAGAUUUAGAUUUGGCAUAAGUUAUCUGUAUUGGAAAAGGAAUCAUUUUCGUAGAGCAUGGGAAGGAAUUUUGGUAUUUAUGUCGGAGGAAGUAAUAUAACGAAAUACUCUAUUUAUGCAAUAUAUAACCAUUUUCGUUGUGUAAGAA